This is a messenger RNA of Ciona intestinalis (vase tunicate), 4084 nucleotides long. The record is from RefSeq. NCBI's taxonomy places the organism in Eukaryota, Metazoa, Chordata, Ascidiacea, Phlebobranchia, Cionidae.
AAAUGUUUUAUUGUGGGCUUGUGGCGAUCAUUAUUUAUAGAAACGACAAGCGAUAGUUUUUAAAAUGGGAGACACAGAAGCACAUGGUAAUUCUAGUAGCGAUUCCAUUCGAGUUAUUCUUCGCAUUCGACCACCAGCAAACAACUCUGGCAGUCUAGUUUGCCUAAAAGUUUUACCAGAUUCCGAAAUCGUGUUAACGCACGGGAAAUGCACUUCGAAAGAUUUUAAAUUUGAUCAUGUACUUGACCAAGACGCUUCUCAGGAAUCAGUGUUCCAUGCAGUUGGAAAGAGAAUCGUGGAAGGCUGUGUUGAGGGUUAUAAUGGAACUAUAUUUGCUUAUGGUCAAACAGGAUCAGGCAAAACGUUUACCAUGCUUGGACCAAGUGAAGAUUUUGACUCGCAUGGUGUUAACAAAAUGAACGGAGUCAUACCAAGAUCCCUGGAAUAUUUAUUUCAACUUAUUAACCAGAAACAAGAAAUGCACGGAGAAAAAGUCGAGUUCCUAUGCAAAUGUUCUUUCUUUGAAAUAUACCAAGAACAUAUUUAUGAUUUGCUUGACACGGGUGCUGUGUCACCUUUACAACUCCGUGAAUCUUUGAGCAGAGGAGUCUUUGUUGACCAUAUAAUUGAAACAGUUGUUGCUUCUGUAUCAGAAGCAUUCAUGGUCCUCAAAUCUGGUUGGAACAAUCGUCAUGUAGCUUCAACUUCCAUGAACCGUGAAAGUUCACGAAGUCACGCAGUGUUUACAUUGUCGAUUGAAACCAAAGACAAAACAGGUGAAGUUACAAAAGUACGAAGAAGUUUACUUAAUAUGGUGGAUCUUGCUGGUUCUGAACGACAGAGAGAUACUGGGACUACUGGGCAAAGGUUAAAAGAAGCAGGGAACAUUAACAAGUCUCUUAGUGUGCUUGGAAACGUCAUGAUGUCACUUGUUGAUAUUGAGAACGGAAAACAACGUCAUGUCCCAUACAGAGAUUCAAAACUCACAUUCUUGUUAAAAGAUUCCGUUGGUGGAAAUGCACGCACAUGUCUUAUCGCAAACAUUCAUCCAAAUUCAAACUUCUACGGCGAAACGAUCACCACUCUACAGUUUGCUCAGCGUGCAAAGAUGAUAAAGAACAAAGCACGUAUAAAUGAAGACAUGCAGGGGGAUAUUGUGGCUCUGCAGAGUGAAAUAAAGAGGUUGAAGAUAAUGCUUUUAAGAUCGGAUCCCAAGGUCACCCCUACUUCACUACCAGAAAAACUUUUGGAAAGAAAAUACCAGGAUUUAUUCUUUGACGCGAUGUUACUUUGGAAACAGGAUAUUAUUUCAAUUGAAGCAAUGAAGUUACAACUAGAUGCAAAGGAAGCACUGGUUAAAAGGGGGAACAAAGCUUUACAGUCAUCAAGAAUGAUCAUAAAGUUUCGUGAUUUAACCAUAACUCGCAUGAAAGGAGCGUCUACUUUAUUGAAGGAUGAAUUGGUGCAGAUGCUUAACAAAGAACUUGAAGCACUGCGUGAACAGGUUUUCAACCCAAGUGAGGAUUCACUUCAAUCAUCCAAAGUGAAAGAAAUGGAACUAACUAUUCAACAAAUGCAAGCACAGGAAGAUUACAGGACCUAUUUUAAGAUAUCUGAGGACAAAAGAGAAAAAUUAUUGAAAGAAUUUGAUCUAGCCAUGAAAGAGAGGUCAUCAGAAAUACAAGAUUCUUCAGGCAACUUAAGAUCUGCAGCUGAGUUCAGUAAAGAAGUCACAAGGUUAAAUAACGAAAUAAGAAAAUUGAAUGAAACUAACAACAAUGGAAAACAUGCCUUGCAGAAAAAGAUUGAAGAGUUAGAAGCUGAGCUUGCGGGAUCGAGAAAAGCAAGGGAGGAUCUUGAGAAGAUGUUGAUGGCUGUUCAAGAGGGAUCAAGGAUUAAAAUUAAACGUCUUAACUCUGUCCAUGACUCUGCUAUUAGGACCAUCACAACUCCACUUAAAAAUCAGGACCAGAAUCGUAAACGCUCAAGUUCCAGUGAUAGGCCACCUAGUGCUCGUAAAAUGUUGAAAUCAAAUGACGGCGAUGCUGUGUUCAACUUGUUUAAUGGAAGCUUUUCAAAAAAAGAGACAAAUUUCCUGGACGAGACGCUCGACGACCGAGACGAGUUCGGAUCAACUGCGCUAAAAGUUGAGCUUGAAUGGGAAAGGGAGGAUAAAAUAAAGGUGGAAAAGCAAGUCCAGGAGCUUGAGAGGGAGUGUGGAAGGCUGAGGGAACAGCUAACCGUGAUUGAGAAGAAAUUUUCCUAUUCAGAAGAGACAGUGACAACUUUGAAAUCUGACCUCACAAUAAGAGACGAGAAUCUUAAAACUAAAGUUAGCGAACUUUCGAAGGAGUUUGAUCAACUUUCCCAAGAUAAUAAAUUGAAAGAAGAAGAAAUAUUUGAUCUUCGUAUUAUGUUGAACUCUGCAGAUAAACAACUUCGUGAAUAUAAACAAAACCUUUCUGAAACAAAAGGUUUAUCUAAAGAGGAAUUCACAAAACUAGUGACCACCAACAGCCAGCUAAUGAUAGAAAUGGAAGGAAAAAUCACUGAAGCUGAAAGUUUGCAGCAUAAUGUCGAGAAGCUGAAUGAACAACUGACUACAACGACUGAGGAGCUCGACUAUGCAAAUGAGAGGCUCCGUGAAGCUUCUGCACUUGUUAGGUUGAAGCAGGAACUUUGCGACAAGUCAGAUCUUCAAAUUAAAACCCUCAAAGAACAGAUGCAACAGCUUAAUGCUUUGCAUGAGGGAAACAACCAAGAGAAAGAAGAAACAUUUAAACAACUACAAGAGGAAAACUUUAGUCUUCACUCUAAACUUGCAUCUGCUGUUGAACAGAAUGCAGAGUGUCAAAAAUCGAUAACCGAAUUCAAAAGUGAUUUGGAACUGCUUGAAAAGGCUGCCCGUUAUGAUAAGGAUAACAUCACCUCAUUGCUGAAAGAAGUAUCAAAACUUAAAGGCAACCUUGAACAAGAAACCACCACAUGUGUUGGCCUACAAGACGAACUAACGAGUUGUAGAAAUCAACUGAACGAUUUUACUAAUGAAAUGAAUCAAAAUUGUGAAAAGAAUGAAUUACUUGAAACAAAACUGAAACAAGUGUCAGCAGAACUGGAAAGCUCAACUUUGAAACAUCAGUUUGAGUUGGAGAACCUCCAGGAUGAUCUUGGGAGCCUCACGGACAUAAACACCGCUCUUGAAGAGGACCUCCGGAAGAAAGAUGAAGUACUUACCUCAAACGUGAUGUUGCAUGAAGAGGAGCAAAGGAAGAUAAGGAGGGAGGUGGAGGAGCUCCAGGAGCAAGUGAGAGAUCUGAAGAAGAAACUGGAGGUUGCGAUCCAGGAUCAGGAGAAUCGUGGGUUGGAUGAAGCAUUGAGACUUCGUCUUGAAGGAGAACUUGAUGAAAGAAACAAACAGUUCAAUGAGAUGAGCGAAAACCAAGAUGAAAUAAUGAAGUUGUAUAACUCGACUAGAGAAAGGUGUUCUGCAUUUGAGGAUCAAAUUAGAUUCGAAAAAGAACGACUCCAAGCUACAGAACACAGAGGUCUUUUACUUGAAACAGAAUUAUCAACCGUGCGUAAUGUGAACUCUGCCUUUAAUGAGGAUAUUUCAAGAUUACACCAGGAAAAUCAGACCUUAAAUGAAGAGGUUGGAACAUUAAAAGAUUCUGAGGUUUCUCUAACAGAGAAGCUUGAGCGUCUUACAGCAGAAAAUGCAAAGUUACACACCGAAGCUGCGGUGCUAGCAGGCCACUCGAACCACCAGCAAAAAAUCCAUUAUUUGACCCGACUCAAGGACGAUCUUUUAACGGUGACUAAUGAAAAGAACAACUUACAAGAACAGUGUGCGAAACUCAACGAGGAACUCAGGAAAUACAAACACAAUAGCCUUUUACAAGUCAGGAGAUCUCAUUCCCCAAGCCAGAAGCUGUGUACUCCAUAACAUUACUCCUAUUGCUGUUAAUUUCCCGGUAGGACGAAAUCGAGACGGGCUGCAUCCGAUCGCUUAUCACUGCUGCUGCUGCUAUUGUAUCGUGUUUUGGAAAAGUUUAUAACGCGUUGUGCUUGAAAAUUGUUAGUCCGU